Emericellopsis atlantica is the source of this 2691-nucleotide messenger RNA. RefSeq lists its product as uncharacterized. Lineage: Eukaryota; Fungi; Ascomycota; Sordariomycetes; Hypocreales; Bionectriaceae. Gene Ontology annotation, biological process: protein secretion. The record is from RefSeq and is a predicted model, not a curated record. The transcript has 3 exons. The coding region runs from base 1 to 2691 and encodes 896 amino acids.
AUGUCCGAUAGUGUAAACACGCCACCCCAACGGCCAAAUGUCGCACGCCUUCUCGUUGAGCAUGGGCAAAAGGCUUUUGAUCCCUCGCUUGAUCCCGAAGCCAGAGCGGCCGGGUUAGAGGCUUUCAACAAACUCAUCCAGAGAAGCGAUACGUGGCCUUUAUUGGCUCCGUUGAACACGCUCAUCAAGCCGGGCGCACUCCCACCAUGGCUCGCCGAGCCAUUCAUGCAAACCCUUACCAUGCUGCCUCUGAAGUCAGACGGUGUCCGUGGCACGCUCGAGUUUAUCUUCCAGGUGCACCCGAGUAACGACGGCAAGAUUGAGCCGUCUGCGAAGCCGCAAAAGCAGGAGGCUAGUAUAACCCACGAAGCCGUGGCCCAUGCAACGAGACUUCUCUCGUCCGUGCCCAAGUCCAUCACGCCACAAGCGUGGUUCGAGGGGAUAUCCGGCCAGCUGUUCCACUUGAUGGACGGUAAUGAGGGCGAUGAUCUUGCUAGAGUCGCCGCUCAAGUCGUAGGAUUUGGUGUGCUGGGGAAGCGGUUGUACGGAGAGCCCGGGGCUCCGGGCUGGAACAUUUUCGCGCAGCCAUUUUUAGAAGAUAUCAAUCCCUCAUUGCUGAGCCAGACCAAAGACAGCGACGCUGAACUGGUGGAUCUGAGUCGAGGGCGUGUCAUCGUCACAGCGGAGCAACUGAGAAAGUCCUUUCAACGUGUCAAACUACUUGUUCUCACAAACUCCUCGGCAGGCCUCUGCAAGAGGUUGCUCCAGCCCAUAAUCGCACAGAUAUGGAGCAUUGCUGCACUGCCGCACGCAUCGAGCGAUGGGGCUCUACAGACAGCGGCACAGAGCCUCCUGCAGACAUACCUCAAGCUCUUCGGUACUGCAGACUCUAUUCUGCAUCUGUUCCCGACGGCUCCGAGCAACGGCUCUCUUUCCCAGGAUGCGGAAGCUUGGUUCUACCGAGCGAGCGACGAGGGCGCAGUGGACAUUGUAGCUGGGCAGCCCGAAGCGAACACGGAGGCUGAGGUGGACUGGCAAUUUCUGCAGCAAAAAGCGGCAAUACUGGCGGAAAAAAUGCUGGCUGCCACGUCGAAAGAGGAUACCUCGACCGUUUUCCUCGGCCUCCUGCGUCGAUGGAUCGCCAAGGCGGAGAAGAGUUCGGGCGAGAUAGUGCUCCAGGCGGAGAAGGAGGACGAGCCCACGGAGCCUCCCCAGCAGGAUCUCUUUGAGAUCUCGUUGCUUCAGCAGCUUCUCGACAAGGCACCUGGAAAGCUGGUCAGUCAAUUUGACCAGGUUGUUAGUCUGAUCUGCGAGGUUCUACAGACCGAUUCCCAGGCCUCGCUGGGCGAUGAGCUAGUUGGUGUUGUGCUCAGCUUGCUCAACAUGGUCAUCACGGCGCCUACAUUCCAACGAUCAGACAUUCAAGGGGAAGAAAUUGCGUCCAUAGAGACGUCUCUCGAGCGGCUGGCCAAGAGCGACCGGUCAGUGGCCCAGACAGCGUCCAACUUGGCCAUGCUGCUCCGAUAUCGAGACCAACUUGACCAAGAAAAGGAAACAGCCAGCACAGCACCCGGGCCUCGCCAAGUGGAAGACCGUCGAAAGUACAACUUGGCGAUGAAUUAUAUCACAGAGAUCGACAGCCCACCUCCAGUAGUAUCGGAAGGACUGAAUCUGCUCUCCGAGCUGAUUCAACAUCGCAGCUCGGUACUAGACAUCAACACAACCACACUCCUGCUGUGUAGGCUUCUGGCGAAUGGCGAGGACUUUGUGAAUCUUCGCAUCGUCAAGAUGCUCAACACACUGGCUGACAAGCACCCGAAAACAACCAUCAAGGAGAUACUAGAGAACUACCUCGACCCUCGCGAAAAGUCGACGACAGAUACACGUCUCCGUUUUGGCGAGGCCCUGUUGCAAAUUGUGCAGAGACUAGGGCAGACGUUUGCAGGCGAUCUCGCACAGCAAAUCGCGGAGACACUACUGUCGAUUGCCGGCCGACGCGGCUACAGGGCAAAGACCAAGGCCAAACAGGCCAGAGACGAGCGUCUGCAGGCGCUCAAGGCCAAGAAGGGAAAGGCUAAAGAAGAAGAGGAUCUUCUAUCGGAUGACGAGGAAGAGCUCUCGGAAGAGCAAAAGGCCAACAACGAUAUCUUGACCCGCAUCCUGCAAGGAUGGGAGAGCAAGCGGGGGACUGAAGACGUGCGUAUGCGUACGUCCGCUCUUUCGAUAUUCGGCACCGCUCUGGAGACCAACAUCGGUGGCAUCGGACCGGCGCUUGCCUCGGGGGGCGUGGACCUCAGUCUCCACGUCCUGGUCAUGGAGCCAGAGAUGGAGAAGGGCAUCUUGCGGCGAGCCGCCAUCAUCGCCAUCCUCAGUUUCGUCCGGGCGUUGGCCAAGGCCCGCGAGGAGAAGCGUUCGCUUGGGUUCGGGCUCACGGACGCCAGCCGCGAGGACAUUACUCGGACAUUGCAGUACGUGGCCGGCACGGACAACGAUGCUCUUGUGCAGCAGCACGCACAGGAUGUGAUAGAGAGCCUGGAGGCCUGGCAGAUGACGAGUCUUCUCCCAAGGCAAGACGAGGAUAGUAUGUCGGGUCCCGUCCUCGGGAGAUUGGCCGGAUUGGCGGUCAACCCGGUCACUGGGAUUCACGACCCGUCUGAGCAGUCGCGGCCCAGGAUAGAGGAGAUUGAAUGA